This is a messenger RNA of Trametes versicolor FP-101664 SS1, 1449 nucleotides long. RefSeq lists its product as uncharacterized. The record is from RefSeq and is a predicted model, not a curated record. The transcript is spliced from 3 exons. Lineage: Eukaryota; Fungi; Basidiomycota; Agaricomycetes; Polyporales; Polyporaceae. Bases 1 to 1449 code for a protein of 482 amino acids.
AUGUCGUCGUGCGACAGCUUUAUCUUUGAUCUCGCCGAUGUCUUUCCAUGGACUUCGCCGCCCGGGGCCAUCAUACCUAUGGACACGAUACGACGGAUGAUGCACAGCACGUCGUUCUUGGACUACGAACGGGAUCGUCUCGGCGAAGACGAGCUGUACAUCCUGCUCAGCUCGCAGUUCUCACUUCCAGUGUCGCACAUUGCCGACCAGUUCCGCUCUGCACGAUCUGUUCGUCGGGCGAGCGGACCCAUCAUCGCGCGUGUCCGCCACCUGAAGAGGAUCGCCCCAGGGUCGCGGGUGUACGGCGUUUGGAACAUCUCCACUCCCGACUGGGACAUGUUCCUCAGCACUUGCCCCUCCGACAUCUUGGCCGAGUUCGACCAGGUUCUCACGUCUUCCCACGCAGGCCAGCGCACGUCGAGCCCCACAUUCUACCGCCGCCUCGCUGAAUUGACGGGUCAAGACGUUGCCCGGAGCGCAUUCAUCAGCACCGAGGUUGAACAUCUCAUUGCCGCCACGACUAUCGGCAUGACCGGAGUACACUACAGGCUCAACGAGGUCGCGGAGCUCAGGCGGACCCUCCAUAUGCUGGCGCGCGAUACGGUCACCGAUGGGGAACAGUGGCUCUCUGAUCAGGCCGGGCGAAUGUGGUCUACGACCGACACUGGAGUCGAAAUCAAGGAAGUCUUCGAACAGCUUCUCCUGCUGGAAAUUAUUGGAAUGCCGCAUCUGGUCAACCUGCCGCAGCCGGCGCGCAGGAUGCAAUUCUUCACAGGAUCACCCGUGCUGACGACGGUGGAAUACCCCGCCGACAUCGACACGACGUCGAUCGCAUGCACGGUGAUGAGCGACCGCUUUUCGGAGGAUAUGAAGAAAGACAUCAUGGACGACAUCCUCGCCUUGCGAAACGAAGACGGCAUCACUCUCAUGUACUACGACCCUUCCCGCCCUCGCAUCGACCACGUCGUGUGCCUGAACGUCCUCACAUUCUUCCACACCAACAGCCGUAUCCACGAGCUUCCCGAAAUGCUCGACUGGGUCUUCGCCAUCCUGAAGACCCGCGCCUAUGUCUGGGGCACACGCUACUAUCUCGGCGCCGAUGCAUUCCUUUACUUUCUCUCCCGUCUGCUUGCUGUCCCCUCCCCGCUGCCCAGCCGUGUAUUAGACCUUCCCGUGCUGUUUAAAGAGCGAGUCGCGGAGCGCUUAGGGGAACCAGGGGACGCGUCCGCGUUGUCUAUGCGCCUCCUCGCUGCAGCUGCGGCCGGCCUACAGGACCGCCGCGGCUAUGACCGGCUCCUUACGAUGCAAGAUGAGGACGGGGCGUGGCCGACGGGGUGGAUGUACAAGUACGGCCUAAGCGACAUCUUGAUAGGCAAUAAGGGUCUGACGACUGCUAUGGCCGUCGCUGCGAUCCGAAGGUUCAGAGAGCUGGAGGUGCCAGAGCGCUGA